This is a messenger RNA of Saccostrea cuccullata (small rock oyster), 799 nucleotides long. Its product is annotated as protein mono-ADP-ribosyltransferase PARP12-like. Gene Ontology annotation, molecular function: NAD+-protein mono-ADP-ribosyltransferase activity; NAD+ poly-ADP-ribosyltransferase activity. The annotation marks the transcript as partial. Gene Ontology annotation, cellular component: nucleus. NCBI's taxonomy places the organism in Eukaryota, Metazoa, Mollusca, Bivalvia, Ostreida, Ostreidae. The transcript has 4 exons. The record is from RefSeq and is a predicted model, not a curated record.
GGGGCUGUAGGAGAAAGGGACUGUGAUAAACACCACACUACCCUCCCCUACCUCUGGCAAAUCCGCAUCUAUGGAGAAUGGUUCAGCUUUGACGAUGAAGAAAACCAGAAACUGGAACAAAGCUAUUGUGAUUUACAGGACCUGGCAAUCGCAAAGAUUAUGGCUCGGAAGGAGAGUUUCGAAAUCAGGGUGCAUUUUGCUAAAGAUUAUGGAAUCAUUGAAAAAUCUGCUGGAAAACCUCUGAACACAUCUUGUCCCUUGGAAACAAGACGCCUAUCUACUUCUUCGUUUGCCACGGAAGACUCGCCUCUGACAUCGGGUUCCUUCCACACUCAGUGGAGGUGGUACUUCUUAGAUGACUUUCGGCGCUGGAUUCUGUACGAAAAGGAUGAAUUUCAAUACACACUAGAGAAGAAAUACGUAAUGGGACAAAAGAAUUACCUGUUCACACGACGAAAUCACAGACACCAAUACAGAAUUGAAUUUGUCGACUGGACACAGCUAAACUAUGUCACCUCAAAACUUCGCUUGGUUGCAAGACGACCAAAAUUUGUUUGCCUCUCUAAUGUUUUGACGAAGUCAUUUCCUAAGUUUCUGAAGAUACGUGCACCUGAACCAUAUCCUCAGUUAUGGAAUCCAGUGGAUAUAACGCACGACUUUGAAUGGGUUGACCUAGAUAAAACAAAGCCAGAAUUAAAAAAGAUAAAAACUAAAUUUUCGAGACACUUUCUGAAAAACGUUUUCAGAUCUGCAAUAUCUACCGCAUUCAGAAUCUGGUUCUUUGGAAAGAAUAUGAAAU